AUGAAUCUUACUAGUCACGUUGAUUAUUUCAACCAGAAGAUUAACAAAACAGCAGAUUUGAAGAAAAUUAAACAAUGUUUAUCCAAGGAGUUUUAUCAAGAGAAGCUUGAAGAAGAAGACAUCUCAGCAACAGCAAGAACAAGCAACCAGACGGGUAGUCCUACCUUACAUCAAGAAUACAUCAGAACUCGCAACCAGAUUAUUGGCUCAAAAAGGAGUCUUCGUGGACCACAAACAGAAUGCCACUCUAAGGAAAUUAAUCUCUAG
Molecule: messenger RNA, 267 nt
Organism: Opisthorchis viverrini
Lineage: Eukaryota; Metazoa; Platyhelminthes; Trematoda; Opisthorchiida; Opisthorchiidae
Exons: 2
Coding region: 1-267 (88 amino acids)
Source: RefSeq, a predicted model, not a curated record